AUGCCUCCGUGUUGUGGCAGUAGCAAACUCGGCGAGCAUGAGGCCACAUGCACUGCCCGCCGCCGGCGCGAGGCUGGCUGCCUACCCCACGUUGACGCUCUGACCCGGUCGGCAGGGGGCGCCGGCCGGCUGCUUCCUGCUCACCAGCCAGUCGCCACGGCGGCUGCCUCCCUCACGUUGGUUGCUACUCGGUCCAAGUCCUGCGCGUACAUGUGCUUUCCAACUACGACGCCAGAUCACCCGAAGGGUCCUUUGACCGGAACUGCCUUCGACCCGCUACCUUUGCCAAGUGGUGUUCCAGUGCCUAUGUGUUUUUGUGGUGAUCCUUGUAAGGUCGAUAAGUCUGAGGAUCAUGACACCUAUCGACAGAGGUAUUGGAUGUGUGCUAACUUUGCAUUUGAGCCAACUAUUGUUCAACGUCGGAUGAAUUUAAUGACUCCUCCACCGCUAUGUGAUUUUGAGCAGUGGAUUGACACAAAAAUAUCAGAGAAAGACAAGAAGUGGUUGGAGAAUCUUAAAAAGUGGGAUGCAGAGGACAAAGAUAGGAUGGAAAAAAGACGAGAGGAGCUUGCUGCCGAGCAACAACGUGAAGACGAAGAGAAAAUGAUGUGUGUUGCUGAAUGCAGGGAAGAGAAGGAGAAGAAGCUUGAGCGUGCACGUCGUGCAAAAGGAAGCAAUGAAGGAGAACCCUGAUGCAUUUCGCAAAGGCAAAUGGCCCUGUUGC
Molecule: messenger RNA, 724 nt
Organism: Zea mays
Lineage: Eukaryota; Viridiplantae; Streptophyta; Magnoliopsida; Poales; Poaceae
Exons: 3
Coding region: 1-693 (230 amino acids)
Source: RefSeq, a predicted model, not a curated record